This is a messenger RNA of Candidula unifasciata, 499 nucleotides long. The record is from the annotation of a GenBank genome assembly. Lineage: Eukaryota; Metazoa; Mollusca; Gastropoda; Stylommatophora; Geomitridae.
AUGGCUGCUGUGAACGUACACAGCACAAAUGCUUCAGACAACAACCUCAGCCGCCAUGACAUGUUGUCCUGGAUCAACGACACACUGCACACAAACUACACAAAGAUUGAAGAACUUUGUUCAGGUGCCGCAUAUUGCCAGUUUAUGGACUUGUUAUUCCCAGGCUCAGUGGCAUUAAAAAAAAUUAAAUUCAAUACAAAAUUAGAACACGAGUUUAUACAGAACUUCAAGAGCCUCCAAGCCUGUUUCCAGAAGUUGGGUGUGGAUAAGAUAGUCCCCGUGGAAAGGCUGGUCAAGGGGAAGUUCCAGGACAACUUUGAGUUUGUCCAGUGGUUCAAACGUUUCUUCGAUGCCAACUAUGCCGGUCAGAACUAUGACCCGGUUCUGGCCCGCGGUAGCGGCAGCGGUGAACAGUUGAGCGCCCCUAAGAGCAUGCAGGUCAAAGCUCCUGCAGCGAAGCCGUCGGUCACUCGUACAGCACAGCCUCCUGCCCAGAAAG